AUGUGUCUUCGCGCUUGUUUUGAGGAAGAUGACUGCAGUUUUGUCAGCUACCGUGGGGGUCUCUGCUCUAUGUUUACGAUUGGAAACGCUACCCAAAACGGAGGCGACACUGUGUACAAGCUUGACUAUCAGCUCAAGCAGACGACAUGCAGACGCUUACCACUUGCGCCACAAGUGGAAUUUCAUUUAAUUCCGUUACCUGAGUUACAGAGCCAAAGCAGGAUGAUGGAGUUGCUCGACAAGCAAGCAUUCGUUCAUUUCACUGUUAUGCACAUAUUUCUUGUUGAACGAUUUGGCUAUUUCUUCACGAAGAAUACUUCAGAAAUUCCCAAAGAAGGGGAAAAAUUCAACUACAGCUUAGUCUUUGCUAAGAACCCCCAGCCAGAGUGUGUGUCAAUUCCUGUCUUUCAAAAAGCCACAGAUGUUGAUUGGCACAAACUUUACUUCGGAGACAUCUACAAUGUGACCGGCUAUGAAUUUUUGGAUGCGUAUGCAUUGCGUAUGCAUUUAGGCAAUGUGACUUCUGUUGAAGUAGUGAAGUCGAGUCCAACGUUUGCAAAGAAGACAUCAAUAAUCCUAAACUUUGAGCCUAAAAGUCUUCUCAUACCGCUUGGAUUAAGCGAUGCAAAACAAGCAAUCUUCAUUGCAAAUGUGCUAGAUGUGAACAACACACCAAUAAUGGACACCGUAGGCGGCAUCUAG
Cylicocyclus nassatus is the source of this 702-nucleotide messenger RNA. The record is from the annotation of a GenBank genome assembly. Lineage: Eukaryota; Metazoa; Nematoda; Chromadorea; Rhabditida; Strongylidae.